Messenger RNA from Acomys russatus (golden spiny mouse), 3197 nucleotides. RefSeq names its product actin binding LIM protein 1 (gene Ablim1). The coding region runs from base 20 to 2407 and encodes 795 amino acids. Lineage: Eukaryota; Metazoa; Chordata; Mammalia; Rodentia; Muridae. Gene Ontology annotation, molecular function: actin filament binding. Gene Ontology annotation, cellular component: stress fiber; actin cytoskeleton. Gene Ontology annotation, biological process: cytoskeleton organization; cilium assembly; lamellipodium assembly. The transcript has 25 exons. The record is from RefSeq and is a predicted model, not a curated record.
GAGGCAGCUGCUCCCAGGGAUGGACGAAGCCAGCCUUGCAGAGGAGACCUGCCCCGAUGGAAGCCUCUGCCAGUAUGCACAGAAAAUCACAGGCUGCUUUGGAGGGAUAGUGGCGCAUCCUCAGGACCCUCACCACGCAUCAGAGAAGCCUGUCAUUCACUGCCAUAAAUGCGGGGAGCCAUGCAAGGGCGAAGUGCUGCGAGUCCAGACCAAGCAUUUCCACAUCAAAUGUUUCACCUGCAAAGUGUGCGGCUGCGACUUGGCCCAGGGAGGCUUCUUCAUAAAGAACGGGGACUAUCUGUGCACCCUGGACUACCAGAGGAUGUACGGGACGCGUUGCCAUGGCUGCGGGGAGUUCGUGGAGGGCGAGGUGGUAACUGCCCUGGGCAAGACCUACCAUCCAAACUGUUUUGCCUGUACCAUCUGCAAGCGCCCAUUUCCACCCGGAGACCGAGUCACGUUCAAUGGGAGAGACUGUCUUUGUCAACUUUGUGCACAGCCGAUGUCUUCCAGCCCUAAGGAAGCCACCUGCUCCAGCAACUGUGCUGGCUGUGGAAGGGACAUUAAGAACGGGCAGGCACUGCUGGCCCUGGACAAGCAGUGGCAUUUGGGCUGCUUCAAGUGCAAGUCCUGCGGGAAGGUCCUCACCGGCGAAUACAUCAGCAAGGAUGGCUCCCCAUACUGUGAGAAGGACUACCAGGGGCUCUUUGGGGUGAAGUGUGAAGCCUGUCACCAGUUUAUCACAGGAAAAGUCCUGGAGGCAGGUGACAAACAUUAUCACCCCAACUGCGCACGAUGCAGCAGAUGCAACCAGAUGUUCACAGAAGGCGAAGAAAUGUAUCUGCAAGGUUCUACCGUGUGGCAUCCCGACUGUAAGCAGUCCACCAAGGCGGAGGAGAAGCUGCGGCAACCAAACACCAUGCGUUCUUCAUCCGAUUUCUUUUAUCCCAAAAGCCUGGUUCGUCGCACAGGACGGUCCCCAGCUCUACAGCCCACCAGGACCUCCUCUGAAAGUAUUUACUCUAGACCAGGUUCCAGCAUCCCAGGCUCCCCGGGGCACACCAUCUAUGCAAAAGUAGACAAUGAAAUCCUGGAUUAUAAGGACUUAGCCGCCAUCCCCAAGGUCAAGGCGAUCUAUGACAUUGAGCGUCCAGAUCUCAUUACGUAUGAGCCUUUCUACACCACAGGCUAUGAGGACAAGCAGGAGAGACAGAGCCUCGGAGAGUCUCCGAGGACUUUGUCUCCUACUCCAUCUGCAGAAGGUUGCCAGGAUGUUCGGGAUCGCGUGAUGCACAGGUCCACCAGCCAGGGCUCCAUCAACUCCCCCGUGUACAGCCGGCACAGUUACACUCCAACCACGGCACGCUCGCCCCAGCAUUUCCACCGACCUGAGCUCUUGUCCCCUGGUGUGCACAGGUGGUCCCCCCUGCGCACCAGCAGUUUCAGCUCCACCCACAGCGACUCCCGUCCCAACCCCCCUUUCCGACACCAUUUCCUCCCCCAUGUCAAAGGCACUGAGCCAUCCAGCGGCCGGAACUCCCCUCUCCCUUACCGUCCCGACAGCCGCCCUCUAACUCCAACUUACGCUCAGGCCCCUAAACAUUUCCAUGUUCCAGAUCAAGGGAUCAACAUUUACCGGAAACCCCCCAUCUACAAACAGCACGCUGCCUUGGCAGCCCAGAACAAGGCUUCAGAAGAUAUCAUCAAGUUUUCCAAGUUCCCCGCAGCCCAGGCGCCAGAUCCCAGCGAGAUACCAAAGAUUGAGACUGACCACUGGCCUGGUCCCCCCUCACUUGCCGCCAUAGGAACUGACAUGAGACGCAGAUCUAGUGGCAGAGAGGAAGAUGAGGAGGAACUUCUGAGACGCCGGCAGCUUCAAGAAGAGCAAUUGAUGAAGCUCAACUCAGGCCUGGGGCAGUUGAUCCUGAAGGAAGAGAUGGAGAGGGAGAGCAGAGAAAGAGCAUCCCUGCUGGCCAGUCGCUAUGACUCUCCCCUGCACUCAGCUUCACAUGCGCCGUCAUCGAAAACGUCAUCUCUCCCUGGCUAUGGGAAGAAUGGCCUUCACCGGCCCGUUUCCACAGACUUCGCUCAGUACAACAGCUACGGAGACGUCAGUGGCGGAGUUCGAGACUACCAGACCCUCCCAGAUGGCCACAUGCCAGCAAUGAGAAUGGAUCGAGGAGUGUCCAUGCCCAACAUGUUGGAACCAAAGAUAUUUCCAUAUGAAAUGCUCAUGGUAACCAACAAAGGGCGCAACAGAAUCCUAAGAGAUGUGGACAGAACCCGGCUGGAGCGCCAUUUAGCCCCAGAAGUGUUUUGGGAAAUCUUUGGGAUGUCCAUACAGGAAUUUGACAAGUUACCUCUUUGGAGACGCAAUGACCUGAAGAAGAAAGCUAAACUCUUCUAACCCCCUCAAGUCAACAACAAUCAGGAAAAGGACUCUCAGUGGCAGUGGUACCUAGAACCUUCCAGAGAAUUUACUCACCACUGUCUCCCGGAGCAGCAGUGAGGGCAAGUCUGAUCUCAGCACCCAUGAGGCACAUCCCGGGCCAAGCCACACUAACACUUGCCAAGCGCCAAUGGGGUAGAACUUUCUAUGUUCCCAAACUCAGCAGUAACGUCCACACGUGACCUUUCCAUGUGACUUUGUGUCCACAACAGGAGCUUCUUUCUCCUUUUUAUUUUUCCCUUUCACUGAUGUCUGACCGAGUGCUGCCUGUACUGGUGAGAGUCAGCAAGUGCCCUUAGCCACAGGGGAAGAGACUGCCUGGGAGUCCUGAAACGCGGAUCUAUUUAUUAUGUAGCACUGCAGCUGAGGGGGACUCCAGGGCCCGCAUCGAGCUGGUAGCAGCAACUUUGCCUUUCCUUGGCAGCCUCCCUCAGCUCUGCCUGGGCUCUGGGGGAAAUGGGACAUCACAUGGGAGCAGAUAGUUCUAAGUGUGUAGCCGCGAAGCAGCAAAAAUGAUUUAAGUAAGCUUCUGUUCUCUUCCUGUGUGCUGGGACCUGGCUGGCCAACUGCUAGGGAAAAGGAUUAAGAGAAAGAAAAAGGGGAAAGGAAUGAAGGAAGCCCUCACUCCCUGAGCGCGUUUUCUGUGUAUAAAAUAUUCAGCCCUUUCUCCCUAUAAGUUGACAGGAGCUGGCGUGUCCACCUUGGCACAGAAAGGAAAGGCCAAGAGUUUCCAGAUUGGUCCCAUUGC